GGCACUUGGGACUCCUGGUGGUAUGUAUCUGGCUGACGGCGACUAUGACGAAUGGACGGAGUACCUUUGCACCGUGUGGAUACAAUAACUACUGUACUCCGUAUAUAAUGCAACUCGCCUGCAGCUAUACACGCGCGUCACAAAUGCUAGCGGAUCGCCUAUGACGUCACAUCCAGGAGCUUCACCAUCUCUGAUGUAUAACAGGCAAGCCUCCUAUUGUAUUAAAUCCAGAAUUGUGAGCGGAGUGCUGAUUGUUUAAUCGAUUACCUAGUUCUUGCCAAAUCAAUAAGAAGCAAUACCAAGCAAUAGCAAUUAAAGGAGAACGUGCUACAAGACCCCUUUACAUCCUCUCUUGAGUAGCUGGGACAAAACAUGUCAGUUAGAGCGAGGUCGGGCCUUACAACGGUUCGGAACGCCUGCUCCACGGUUGGUGCGUCUCGAGACAUAGGUUUUCGGGCCCGUGUGGCGUCCAGAUUCUCUACAUCGUCGCAUCAAGGAAAGCACGUCAAGCCGUUGAUUCAGGACAAAGACAAUGGCUUGGGCUUCGUCAGGUCGAACCGGUUGUCAUCAAAGCCGCGCACGCGAGGAGUGACCGAGAUUCGCGGUCCAUACUACGCUGUACGGAUUAUUCUUUCCACUUCCUAGGGCUGAAGGAUUUACCAACUUCAGGAGGAAAACUAGAGAACUUCUUGGUUGCUAACGGCUGGAUUGCGGAGAGUACAGGUAAUGGGAAGGAGAUAUUUGGCAGAUAUCCUCGAAACGUAAGACGCAGCCGAGCAAUACGUCAGGGUUUUAUUCUCCAGAAAGACGGGUUGUGCCUAUCGAGAAAGACUGACAUCAAAAAUGGCGGAGGUAGGAUGGGUGAAUAUGUUGAUGGCCUCAAAUUUUCCGGGGGUAUGGCGUUAUCUCUGGAAAGAAGCGUUGUUACCAAUUCUACCUUGUGGGAGCUAACCAGACGUCAGGCUCGUUUUCUCUUUUUGAGGAAGAGAAGCUGCGAGAAAUGAUUGAUUUGGCGCAUGAACAUAACGUUUAUGUCUCCACGGGUGGUUGGGCAGAACAUCUUCUAACUCACCCGGACAACGCCACUGUCCUCGAGAAGUAUUUCGCAAAGUGCAAAGAACUUGGGUUCGAUGUGAUAGAACUCUCAGCAGGGUUCCUUUCAUUUCCCGGCGAUGAUUGGCUUCGCUUGGUUGACAAAGUGCAUUCGUAUGGACUCAAAGCCAAGCCAGAAUUGGGGAUCCAGUUUGGGGCUGGAGGAGACACGUCAGCCGAAGAACUUGAGGCCCUUGGCACAAGCGACCCAGGGAAGCUUAUCAACCUUGGUCGACGAUUCCUUGACGCAGGAGUGGAGCGUCUCAUGAUCGAGAGCGAAGGUAUAACAGAGAACGUGAAAAGUUGGAGAACGGAUGUCGUUUCCACCAUAAUGAAAGAAUUGCCCCCGGAACGGGUCAUGUUUGAAGCUGCGGAUCCAUCGGUGUUCAACUGGUAUAUACGCGAGUUCGGUGUCGAUGUUAACCUUUUUGUCGAUAAUUCCCAGAUCGUACAGUUGAGCUGCCUCCGUCGUGGUAUCUGGGGAACUGCCGAUACUUGGGUUACUGUCGUAGUGUACCAGUCGACUCCGACUGUGCCAACCGGUAGCUCGAGAGGCGGCCUGCCUCACAAGUUCGCCAUCGGCUGGUUUCGAUGUGCGGGCCGAGAGCAAGGAACAGAGGGUUUGGGUUGCCAAGACCAUGGUGCUAGCCGGGGAUUAAUAAUGCACGGAGCUUACAAAAUGCUGACAGACAGGAGUGGCAACCGGGAAGGCGACGCGGGUUUGGCCAAAAGCAUUGCAGCAGUCGACUCAUAUGCGACCGAAAGUAUCUCCAUAAUUCGAGCUCCGGAUUCUUCAUCGGCUCAGAGCACAGUACCGAUCGCUUCUCAAAUGUCAAUUCCGCGAGCCAUUCGGCAGGCAUUCCUUGCCAUUGAACAGCCCGAGGGUGCCGGCGCGCGGGUGCGCCGUUCCAUUGGCACCGCAAAGCUCAGAAAUUUCAGCCCAUUUCUGAUGCUCGAUCAUUUCACUAUCGGAAAGGGCGCAGGCUUCCCUGACCAUCCUCAUCGCGGCCAAGAAACCAUAACGUAUCUUCUCUCCGGAGGAGUUGACCAUGAAGACUUUGCUGGAAACAAAGGCACAAUUGGGCCCGGCGACCUCCAAUUCAUGACUGCGGGGCGAGGAAUCAUGCACGCGGAAAUGCCCCACGAGAAUCCAGACGGAAGUCCAAACGUCGGCAUGCAGUUGUGGGUGGACCUCCCGGAAAAAUUAAAGAUGUGCGAACCUAGAUAUCGUGAUCUCCGCGCCUCCGAAAUCCCUACUGUUACAGCGGACGACGGCAAAGCGAUAAUCAAGGUUAUAUCGGGUCAAUCACAUGGCGUUGAUUCCGUUCGGGACCUUGCCUAUACACCCGUUUGGAUAUUCGAUAUCACGCUCAAGCCGGGAGGAGAAGUGACGCAGACCUUGCCGAAGGGCUGGAAUGCGUUUGCAUAUACCUUGUCUGGUGAAACCACCUUUGGAAAGGAUUCAGGUGCAGCCUCAGCUUCAUCUUCGGCCGGAUCACUGUCGAAGACUGUCCCUGAAUACCAUAACGUUGUCUUUGACCGGGAGGGGGAUUUUGUCUAUGCUUCUAGUAAGCCAAACUCAAGGGAGCAUUCUCGCUUUAUGCUGGUUGCCGGCCAACCACUUGAUCAAAAAGUUGUCCAAUACGGCCCAUUUGUGUUGAGUUCUCAAGAAGGUGUCUAUCAGGCCAUGUUGGAUUUCCAGUCUUCAUCUAAUGGGUUUGAACGAGCAAGAGGCUGGGAAAGUGAGAUUGGAAAGAGAAUGGGAUAG
This is a messenger RNA of Coccidioides posadasii C735 delta SOWgp, 2860 nucleotides long. The record is from RefSeq and is a predicted model, not a curated record. Lineage: Eukaryota; Fungi; Ascomycota; Eurotiomycetes; Onygenales; Onygenaceae.